AUGACUGAAACUACAUCUAGAUCAAAAAAUACAUUACUAAAUCCCGCUGAAAUCAAAGUAACACCCCCAAAUGCAACAACAGCUGCAACUCAUAAACAAGAAUUGAGACAACCGCCAUUGAAUAAUUCUCCAAAUUCAAAUACACCGUCAUCAACUACAUCUGCAUUGAUAUAUAAUUCAGGAAUAAGCUCAUCAACAUCAAGAAGGGGUAGUGCAAUUCCAUCUGGUUCAAAUAAUACAAGUGGAGGAUUAAGUUCUACAUCAACAUCACCAUCAAGAAUAAGAAGUAAUAGUGCAAAUAUAAAUGAUCUAACUCCGACACCAUCACAUCAUCAACCGGCUCAUGCAGUUACAAGACAACGUAGAUCAUCAUCGUUAAUACAACAUUUGGAACCAGAUACUUUAGAUACGAAAAUAGAUCAAGCUUUAAAUCCUAAUGUAAAUGCUAAUUGGGUUCAUCAAAAGGGUGCAUGGAUUAUUCAUAUUGUUAUAAUAAUAUUAUUAAAAAUAUUUUAUAAUUUUAUAAAUGUAUUGGAUAAUGAUUGGAAAUGGACAUUAACUAAUUUAACUUAUACUAUUGGUUCAUAUAUUAUGUUUCAUCAAGUUAAAGGUACUCCAUUUGAAUUUAAUAGUGGAGCAUAUGAUAAUUUAACAAUGUGGGAACAAAUUGAUAAUGGUGAUCAAUAUACUCCAACUAAAAAAUUUUUAAUGUUGGUGCCCAUAUGUUUGUUUUUAAUUAGUACACAUUAUUCACAUUAUGAUUUAAAUUUAUUUAUAUUAAAUGGUGUCAGUUGUCUUUGUGUGGUGAUACCUAAGUUAGCUAUAGCUCAUAGAUUAAGAGUGACUUUAUAUUGA
Molecule: messenger RNA, 855 nt
Organism: Lodderomyces pseudojiufengensis
Lineage: Eukaryota; Fungi; Ascomycota; Pichiomycetes; Serinales; Debaryomycetaceae
Gene: ORM1
Product: sphingolipid homeostasis protein
Exons: 1
Coding region: 1-855 (284 amino acids)
Biological process (GO): negative regulation of ceramide biosynthetic process; ceramide metabolic process; intracellular sphingolipid homeostasis
Cellular component (GO): endoplasmic reticulum membrane
Source: RefSeq, a predicted model, not a curated record